AAGGUGGUUGUUCACAAAUAAUGGAUCAGUAUGGAUUUGGUUGGCCAGAAUCUCUGAACUGUUCCUCCCUCUCAAAUGAGAACUGCUUUGACGCUGGUUUUUCAACCGAGAUCCAGAAUCCUGAUGGUAGUUGCGAAGACAUCAUUCUACCUAUGUGCCUAAAUAUGUCGUACAGUCAAACAAGUUUGCCAAAUGUACUUGGACACACGUCACAAUUUGAUGCAUUGACGGCCAUAAUUGACAAUGUGAUUCUGGUGGGUUGUUCACCUACAAUGCUACCAUUUCUAUGUUCUGUGUAUACUCCAAUGUGCACAGCAGACGGAAGUGCGAAACCUUGUCGUAGCCUGUGUCAACAAACGAUGUACGAAUGCCAACAAUUGUUAACAUUGUUAAACAUUAAGUGGCCAGAGGAACUCGAAUGUUCCCAGUUCACAGAUGAAGAUCCGAGCUGCAUGACAGACAAUGCUACAGCUUCAACGGUACCAACAACCGAAGUAGAAUCCCAAUGCGAACCUCUGAAGA
Anneissia japonica is the source of this 522-nucleotide messenger RNA. Its product is annotated as frizzled-1-like. Gene Ontology annotation, biological process: canonical Wnt signaling pathway; non-canonical Wnt signaling pathway. Gene Ontology annotation, molecular function: Wnt receptor activity; Wnt-protein binding. Lineage: Eukaryota; Metazoa; Echinodermata; Crinoidea; Comatulida; Comatulidae. Gene Ontology annotation, cellular component: plasma membrane. The transcript is spliced from 2 exons. The record is from RefSeq and is a predicted model, not a curated record. The annotation marks the transcript as partial.